UGGGCACCAGUCGCAGGCGCGCAUCGCGGCUUGGGAGGCGCAGCGGGAGGUUCGGCUGCCUCGCGCAAGCAUCCGGCAUCUUGCCUUGGUCUACGACGCGUCGUGGAAUAAAUGCUUGCGCGAGUGCUGGCGUGACAUUGGCAUCGGCGCCCAGCUCACAGCGCUGGCAGCAUUCCCGAGCCUCACCGCAAGUCGCACCGCGUAGCCAGCGCAACCCGGCGCAGACGCACUCGCAGGCAACGCCAUCCGCCCAUGAUAGCUGCAGGCGCACCCCAUCCUUAUGGCUUCGGACACAAGCGACGCAAGCGCAGGUGCGCACACGGCCGGCAACGCAGACGCGGCGCAGAAGGAGGCCCAGGACUACUGGGGAUACCUGAUCAAGCCAGACAAGUGCGGGACGGCGCUGUUUGACCGGCUGCUCAAGGGCAUCGCCGAGGUCAUUAGCAAGACGUUUGAGCCCUCGGAAUCGCCCGACCUCACGCCCUCGCAGAUCGCCGCCUUCUACCGCGCCGUCGGCGGCAACUACGAUGUCCUCUUUGUCGAGACGCCAGCGUCCUCGCUGGCCUUCAUCUACCGUUCGCUCGGCGCCUUUCACAGCCUGCAGCCCGCGCCCAACGACGACGGCUACUCGUCGCCCACCGUCCCCGCGCUCAAGAGACAGGGCUUCGUAACAUGGCAGACGAUACAGCUGCUGCUCGGCCCGGAGAUCCACGUGCCCGUCCUGCAGAACGCGGUCAAGCAUUUCGAUGUCGUCGACCCGGAGACAGGCAACAUCUUCCCCAAGGUGCUCCCCGCCGGGUGCCUGCCCACCAAGCCAGACGAGGCCAUGGAAGCGUGGUACGACACCGUCGCCCAGCGUCUCCAGCGCGAAGCCGAGGAGGACAGCGCCGACACGGAAAAGGUGCCGCACGUCCGCGUCAACGUGAACGAGCAUGCACCGCGGACCUCGACCGACUACUCGGGCGACUCAGCUGACGAGAAGCACGCAGCCGCGAGCUACUUCUCCGACCCUCUCUAUCGCCAGUCGAGGCACGGCAGACCUCCGAUAGUACGCCACUUCUCCAAGCAGCCCGCGCACCCUUACGAGGACCCCAACCGCGGCCGCCUCAUCUCGAGCGUACGCCACAUGCUCAACCCCUUUGGCAAGAGCAGACGCAUGCCUGGGCGCUACGAAGAUGACAGCCUCUCUGACGACGACGACGACGACGACCGCACGCCCGUCGCCCCCGUCCCGCCGUCGGCCCCCCGCUACGUCUCCCACAACUCACACACCUCCCAAGGCUCGCACAAGCGUCCCCAUCCCGCUCGCCGCGAGUCCACCCUCUCGUCGACCUCGUCAGACUCCGACUCCGACCUUCCCCCUUCCCGCCGCCGCAGCCCCGCCCUCCGCCACCGCCGCUCCCACGAGCCCGCCACCAGCCCCAGAGACUACUUCCCUGCGCCCUACGAAGACCGGCGCUACAGCCACGCUGACGCCCACGCUCACGCCCAUGCACCCAGUCCGCCGCACCCCCACGUCCAGCGCAAAGAAGACGGGCCCCCGCCACUCUACGGGCCUACCAAGUCCCCGCUCUUCGCAACCCACGUCGCCCAGAUGCAGGCGCACACGUACUACGACCGCGACCGCCGGCCCAGCAUGCCGCCCAGGACAUCGUACCGCCCGCACGCAGCGCACAACGUGCGGUACGCAGGCGUCCCUCCGCCGCCGCCAGAGGCCGUAGACCCCCCGUACUCGCGUGAACGCGAUCCACACCAUUCCAACUCGCAUUCCCGCGACAGAGACCGGGACCGGGACCGCGACCGCGACGACGGCUACGACCGCUUCCGCCGGCGCAGCGAGGAGUUCCCCCGCGAACGCGACCGAGACAGAGACGGGCUGCGCGACAGAGACCGCACGCGCAGCCACGACCGCGUCAAAGACGAAUGGGACGAGCGCGAGGAGCGGACCUCGCGCGACCACUCGCGCGACCUCAGAGGCGGCCGCGCGCACCGCUAUGUCAGCGGCGUGCAGGACGGCGUGGGAGGCCGGCGGUAUCCCGUGGAGCAGGCUUGGCGGUAGUCCCAUCUCCCCUCCAGCCUGUAUUAUUGCUGCUCCUCGUCCGGCUCUCUUGUUAUUGUUUCCUUCUCUGGUUUCCUGCAAUUUGGCGUUUGACGUGGCGUGCGGUUUUGGAUAUAUCCCCUCACGCAGCUGGUCGGUUGGCAUAGCGAGCGAGCGCGCAUGCAGCAUGCAGCAUACAUGGAGCGACGUGUUUCUGUGCGAGCACUCAGCACCGAGCGAGACCUGUAAUGAAUAACGACUUUGAUGACCGAUUGACAAAGGGCCCACUGAACGGCUAGGCUGUUCUUGUCAUCUACAAUGUGAGAUCUA
Molecule: messenger RNA, 2368 nt
Organism: Paraphaeosphaeria sporulosa
Lineage: Eukaryota; Fungi; Ascomycota; Dothideomycetes; Pleosporales; Didymosphaeriaceae
Exons: 2
Coding region: 281-2059 (592 amino acids)
Source: RefSeq, a predicted model, not a curated record